Molecule: messenger RNA, 434 nt
Organism: Cylicostephanus goldi
Lineage: Eukaryota; Metazoa; Nematoda; Chromadorea; Rhabditida; Strongylidae
Source: the annotation of a GenBank genome assembly
AUGUAUAUCAACUUUUUUACUCUUCUCAACAUCAUUUUUAAUUAUAGCGAUUCGCUUUCGGAUCGAUUCUACACAGCGUUGUAUCGGAAACUUCUCGUAGAUGUACCACCCGCAAGUUACAAUCAGUUAUUGUUGCUGCUUUUCAAAGUGUUGAAAGCGGAUCCUUCUGAUUAUCGUGUUCGCUCGUUUGUGAAACGAUUACUCCAGGCAGCAACAUGUGCAGCGCCUGCGUUGACUGCUGGCAUACUCAUACUGGUUUCACGUCUUCUAGAAACUAGAAAAGGCUUGAUUGUCGUGGAGAAACAAAUCGAUCGCAUAGCAAUUCAAAAUGCUAAACUAGGCGAUGAUGAUGAUGAGGAGCAUUAUGUUGACAUCGGUGUGGAUGGUAAACCAAUAGAACCGAUCAAGAAAGAGGAGGUAAGAAUUUUCUGAAC